Messenger RNA from Racocetra persica, 247 nucleotides. The record is from the annotation of a GenBank genome assembly. Lineage: Eukaryota; Fungi; Glomeromycota; Glomeromycetes; Diversisporales; Gigasporaceae.
GGUAUGAUCACUAGUUCAAUUGAUAUCUCUUUUCAUGAUGCAUCCAAAAAUCAUUUCCGUCUACCAUUGGCAAUUGCAAAAGUUUAUUUUGAUGAGACCAAUUUAUCUACGUUCUGUAGUAUUAUGAAAAGUCUCUCUCAAUAUGCUUUUUACACCGUGAUCCAUGUUUCUCAUAAUGACUUUUAUGAUAUUAAACCAGGUGAAAAACUGAUAACAAUUAUCAAUAAUAUCGAUGUGAAAAGCUAUG